AUUGUCAAAUCACAAAUGUCAAGCUCUCCGACUGAUUAGUAUGGACGAAAUUCUUAUUUGGCUAUAAAAAAAUUGAAUAUGUUUCCUUUAUAGAAGGAAACAAUACAUAAUAGACCGACUAUGUCGGUUAAUUUUUAUUGGCACCUGGAAUCACCGGCCCAUCAAUGUGGAUCCGAAGCAUUUUUAGAUCGAUGCUUUUUGGAGUGCCGAUCGGAGUAACUUUUCUGGAUACUGUAGGUUAUGUAGCGAGAGUCGAAGGCAUAUCAAUGCAGCCGGUAUUAAAUCCAGAAUCUACGAACACGGACUACGUGUUUCUAUCUCGUUGGUCUGUGAAGGACUACAAUGUACAAAGAGGUGACAUAAUCUCGCUCGUGUCCCCGAAAGAUCCGAAUCAAAAAAUUAUUAAACGUGUUGUAGCUUUAGAAGGUGAUAUUGUGAGUACAUUGGGCUAUAAAACUGCAUAUGUGAGGGUACCUGAAGGCCAUUGUUGGGUGGAAGGUGAUCACACAGGGCACACUUUGGAUAGCAAUACAUUUGGUCCAGUUUCUCUAGGUUUAAUAAAUGCAAAGGCCAAGUUUAUAGUGUGGCCACCAAACAGAUGGCAGAGCUUGGAAGUGAAGGUUCCGGAACAUAGAAAACCAGUCAGUACCCAGAUAUGACAAAUAAUCUAAGUUUAGCCAAAGUGAAGCAGCAUCUCAGUACAGACAGUUCUUGUUGUGAUGUGUUAGUUUUAUAAAUUGUUACAAUAUUUAUUACAGAGUGUAGGGAAAUGUAAAUACUUUAUUUUCUGAACAAUAAUGGCUUGAUCUGAGCUUAUCUCAUAAUUACUGCCAAAUUGGAUAAGCAUCUCUUCAAACAUAAGUUUAAUGAAAUUUAAAAAUAUUGUGAAAAAUAAAGUUUUGUUGAUCAAA
Molecule: messenger RNA, 911 nt
Organism: Colias croceus (clouded yellow)
Lineage: Eukaryota; Metazoa; Arthropoda; Insecta; Lepidoptera; Pieridae
Product: mitochondrial inner membrane protease subunit 2
Exons: 1
Coding region: 165-659 (164 amino acids)
Biological process (GO): mitochondrial respiratory chain complex assembly
Cellular component (GO): mitochondrial inner membrane peptidase complex; membrane
Molecular function (GO): serine-type endopeptidase activity
Source: RefSeq, a predicted model, not a curated record